This is a messenger RNA of Closterium sp. NIES-67, 895 nucleotides long. NCBI's taxonomy places the organism in Eukaryota, Viridiplantae, Streptophyta, Zygnematophyceae, Desmidiales, Closteriaceae. The record is from the annotation of a GenBank genome assembly.
CGUAAUUAUUAUUGGCCGAACAUGGCCGACGACGUGCGCAAGUACGUGUCCUCCUGCACCGCUUGCCAAAUAAUGAAGUCCUCCCAUCAGCGAGCAGCCGGACUCCUACAGCCGUUGGAUCCGCCCGAGCGACCCUGGCAACAUAUUACGAUGGACUACGUAACGGGAUUGACAGCCGGUCCCAGCGAAAACGACGCCAUCCUCGUGGUCGUCGAUUGACUCACGAAAAUGGUGCACUUCAUUGCCUGCCAAUAGACAAUUACAGCCGAGCAAACUGCCCAACUGUUCAUCGCCAACGUCAUUCGACUGCACGGACUGCCCACCGCAAUUAUUUUAGACCGAAAUUCACAUCGAAUUUCAGGCGCCACCUGUGGGACCAGUUCGGCACCAAACUACAGUUUUCCUCUGCCUACCACCCACAGACCGACAGGCAGACUGAACGAGUCAACCAAACCAUGGAGCAACUCAUUCGGACUACCUGUACUGGCCCACAGACAUGGGAGAAAUCCCUUCCGCUGCUGGAAUUCGCGUAUAACAACGCGCCCUCCGCGACAACGCACCAGUCCCCGCUUUUCCUAAAUUACAGACAGGACCCAGUGGUACCCUCUACCCCGAACAUCGAGACACCAGUGCCCCGGUCCCAGAAAUUUGUUGAAGACAUUCUCGCCGCCCGAGAAAAAGCAGCUGAAGCCAUCCGGAAAGCCAACCUGGUCGCAAGCCGACAAGCCGAUCGCCAUCGACGUGACGUCACUUACAAAGCGGGAGAUCUCGUCCUCCUCGACACUCCUAAUUUGAGGCUACCGAUCCCGAGCAAACUCCGCCCAAGAUUCUGCGGACCUUUUCAAGAGGGGGGGGGGGUAGUGUAAGGAAUUUCCAUUCCUUACUGAGUCGUACG